UUUUUAUAUACGACCAUCGCUCAAAUUCUUAAAAAUAAAAGCCCAGACACUCCGCCCGGGCACGCCCAUCUUGACGUUUCAUUUCACCGGCUUGUCAUUGGUCAGUUUCUGAAAUACUUGGCGCGCUUGUUGAAGAGGCAGGAAUUCUGUCAACACAUAUUUGCUAGCUCCAGCCAGUCUCCAUGUGGUCAAUUAACUAAAAUCAAACCAUACCGUGUUCUAACUCCCAGGCGGCAGGAGCAUUAUUAGCAGUGAUGGAAGAGGCUGGUGCCCCCCACUUCCCCUUCCCCUACCAGCCAUACCCCAUCCAGGAGCAGUUCAUGCAGGCCCUGUACGGGGCACUGGAGCACGGCAAAGUCGGCAUCUUCGAGAGCCCUACUGGAACGGGCAAGUCUCUGAGUCUGAUCUGUGGAGCUCUGAGCUGGCUGAGGGACCAUGAGGAGAAGAGGAGACAGGAGGCAGACAGACUGCUGCAGGGGGGUGGAGUUACAGCUCUCUCCAUCUCCUCAUCCCUCUCUACCACAACAUCCUCCUCUGCUGAGCCUGACUGGAUCACUGACUUUGUGCAGAAGAAGGCAGAACGGGACUUUGUGUCUAAACUGAAGGAUGAAGAGCUGCGGAGGAAGAAGAGGGAGGAACACCUGGAAAUGAUCAGAAACAACUCUCAGCUGAAAUACGCUCUGAAGAGAAAGAGCUGUGAGGAUGAUGAGGCGGUGAAGCUGCUGCAGCUCAGUAAGGACCCCCAGGGGGAGGAGCUAAAGGAUCCUGAGGAGGAGGAGCUUAUUGUGGCUGAGUAUGAGAGCGAUGACGAAUCGAAGACUAAGAACAAGUUCUGUGGAGGUGAUGACGAUGAUGAAGAUGACUUGGUGGAGGAGCACGUCACUAAGAUCUACUACUGCAGCCGUACACACUCCCAGCUGGCUCAGUUUGUCCACGAGGUGCAGAAGAGUCCCUUCAGCCAGGACAUCAGCCUGGUCACACUGGGGUCCCGACAGAAUAUGUGUGUAAAUGAGGAGGUGCGUCGGCUGGGAAGCGUCCAACGUAUCAACGACCGCUGUAUGGAAAUGCAGAAGAACAAACACGACCAGCGUCCAAAGGAAGUGGAGGGUGGUAAGAGGAAGAGGGGUGUGUCUAAGGCGGUGUGUCCGUACAUAGGGGCUCAGGGGCUGCAGACACUGAGGGAUGCAGUGUUGGGGGCAGUACGAGACAUAGAACAGCUGCUCAGCCUGGCCAGAGAAACACGAUCCUGUCCCUACUACGCUACACGCCUCGCUAUACCCCCCGCACAGCUGGUGGUGCUGCCCUAUCAGACAGUACUCCAUGAGGGGACGAGAAGAGCAUCAGGGGUGCAGCUGAAAGGACAGGUGCUGAUCAUAGAUGAGGCCCACAACCUCAGUGACGUUCUCUCCUGUAUACACAGCUCAGAACUAACUGGAGCACAGCUAUGCCGUGCACACUCCCAGCUUGCACAGUACUCUGAACGCUACAGGAGUCGACUGAAGGCCAAGAACCUGAUGUACAUUAAACAGAUCCUUUUUGUGGUGGAGGGGCUGGUGCGUGUGCUGGGAGGUAAGGUGGGGCAGAAUCCACACAGCCAGACUACUCAGCCAGCAACCGAACUGCUGACUAUCAACAACUUCCUGUUCAAGGCUCAGAUAGACAACAUCAACCUCUUCAAGGUACAGAGAUACUUUGAGAAGAGUAUGAUCAGCAGAAAGCUUUGUGGCUUCAUAGAAAAGUAUGCAGGUACAGGUGUGACGUCACACACACAAACCUCACACACACAGACACAGUUUGCCAACAAAGAGAACCGUCGCACUGAAGGCCUGAACCGCUACCUACAGACACUGCAGAGCAGCCAACAGCCUGACACUGAGUCACAUCCAGGCCAACAGGGAGCAGCAGAGGACAGGGAGCUGGCAGCAUCCCCUAUGAUGCAGGUAGAGGGCUUCUUCAUGGCUCUCACCAACACCAACACUGACGGACGUGUGGUGCUACACACACAAGGUAGUGUAGCGGUGAGUAGUAUGAAGUUCCUCCUGUUGAACCCAGCGGUACACUUUUCUCAGGUGCUGAAGGACUGUAGAGCUGUCAUCAUCGCUGGAGGAACCAUGCAGCCUGUGUCUGACUUUAAGCAGGAGCUGUUGUUCUCUGCUGGUGUUGGAGCGGAUCGCAUCAUAGAAUUCUCCUGUGGUCAUGUGAUUCCUCCAGAGAAUAUCCUACCCAUAGUGCUGUGCAGCGGCCCGUCUGGUCAGGAGCUGGAGUUCACCUUCCAGAACAGAGACACACCACGCAUGAUGGAGGAGACUGGCCGUGUGCUGUCUAACCUGUGUAACGUGGUGCCGGGAGGCGUGGUGUGUUUCUUCCCCUCCUACGAUUACUCCAGAAGGAUUCUGGAACACUGGGAGGCCAGCGGCGUCCUGGCACGCCUCUCUAGCAAGAAGAAGAUCUUCCAGGAGCCAAAGAAAGCCAACCAGGUGGAACAGGUGCUCAAUGAGUUUUCAUGCACAAUCCAGAGGUGUGCUGUGGAUGGGGGUACACUCUCUGGAGCGUUGCUGUUCUCUGUGGUCGGGGGAAAGAUGAGCGAGGGUAUCAACUUCUCAGACGACCUGGGCAGGUGUAUUGUGAUGGUAGGGAUGCCAUAUCCAAACAUCAAGUCUCCAGAGUUAAAGGAGAAGAUGGCUUACCUGGACAAGAACCUGCCUCACUCUGGUGGGAGGAGUCCAGGCCAGGCUCUGAUAGAUAACCUCUGUAUGAAGGCUGUCAAUCAAUCCAUAGGAAGAGCCAUCCGUCACCGUGGAGACUAUGCGUGUAUCGUUCUGUGUGACCGACGCUACUCCCGACCUGCAACGCUGGCCAAACUCCCUGACUGGAUCAGAGCACACACGCACACACACACCAAGUUCGGCCCUGCCUUUGCCGGCCUGAGACGGUUCUUUAUGGAGAAGAAGAAGCAACAACAGCAGCAGCUUUGAGAGGAAGGUGUAGCAGGUGAAGGAGUGCUGGUGUGUAGCGCUGGUCAGAAGAGAGCUAUCUCGCCUCUCGGGUAUCCUCGCUCUGGAGACAGGACUUCUGAUUGGAUUCUCUUUGAUUGGAGGGAUGUUCUUAUCAAAUUAAAGCACAUAUGCACACA
Coregonus clupeaformis (lake whitefish) is the source of this 3133-nucleotide messenger RNA. It is a transcript of the gene ddx11, whose product is annotated as DEAD/H (Asp-Glu-Ala-Asp/His) box helicase 11. Gene Ontology annotation, cellular component: nucleus. Gene Ontology annotation, molecular function: ATP binding; DNA helicase activity; DNA binding. Bases 255 to 2975 code for a protein of 906 amino acids. The record is from RefSeq and is a predicted model, not a curated record. Gene Ontology annotation, biological process: establishment of sister chromatid cohesion; nucleobase-containing compound metabolic process. The transcript is spliced from 28 exons. Lineage: Eukaryota; Metazoa; Chordata; Actinopteri; Salmoniformes; Salmonidae.